Messenger RNA from Larimichthys crocea (large yellow croaker), 4217 nucleotides. RefSeq names its product Ras and Rab interactor 3 (gene rin3). Gene Ontology annotation, molecular function: guanyl-nucleotide exchange factor activity; small GTPase binding. NCBI's taxonomy places the organism in Eukaryota, Metazoa, Chordata, Actinopteri, Sciaenidae. Gene Ontology annotation, cellular component: cytosol; endocytic vesicle. Gene Ontology annotation, biological process: vesicle-mediated transport. The record is from RefSeq and is a predicted model, not a curated record. The transcript has 14 exons. The coding region runs from base 204 to 3479 and encodes 1091 amino acids.
AAGUUGAGACAGAAACAGAGGGGAGGGCUGACACAGAGAAACACAUUUUCCCUUUGCCUUUUAGUUUUUCCUUAUUCAGUCCUGCUCCGAUCAACAGGAGGAAGAAAAAGGAGGGCAGAGAGGAGGCGGAGUUUUUCUUUUUCGAUGGAGCUGAGAGAGAGACAGAGUGACAGAGAGCAGUCAGACACUCAAUCUGUGGAAAUAUGAUGGAAGCCAGCGAUGUUUCCAAAGACACAGGCAUGACAAGCCCUCUGACGGGAACACUUGACACUCCAGCUGUCCUAUCUAUCGCCUCCCUCCCUCCAUCUACUCCACUCUCCCCACCUUCCCUGCCCUCUUCUCUCCCUCCAGCACGGCCGUGUCGACCCAAACCUCCACCUCCUACGGCGAGGUCCUCCCAGGUCCCUCCUCUACCUCCAUCCACUCCUCCAUCCCUCCCUCCACCUCUCCCUCCUGCCUCCAAACCUCUCCCUCCUGCCUUCAAUCCUCCCCCAUCUCUUCCUCCUCCUCUCUCCCCUACUCCGGUCUCUCCCACUACCCUGAUUUCUCUUCAGCCAACUGUCUCCUCUGAUCCCUCUUUUACUCCUCUUCCUCCUAUAUUAUCUCCAACAACCACAUCCUCUUCCUCAUCGUCACCUCCACCUCAAGUUCCCCCUUUCAAUCCGCCAUCCACACCAACUCCUCCAUUGCUGAGUCCUAUAGAUCGGCUGAUUGGGAGCGCCUCGGUAUGGCAGCCCAAAGGACUCAGCCAGGACCAAACUACAAAUAUAAUGGAGAAAGAGAUGGCUGGGGCGUUCCUGGUUCACAGCAAAGAGGACAAGGGCCUGACACUGUUAGUACGGCUGCCUGAUGAACAGGGACCGCCGCUCAUACACAAGCUGACGGUCAAGCAGCAGAAAAAAUUUGUUCACUUAGACGGUUCCUGUCUGGUUUUUGAUGACAUCUUUAAACUGAUUUCCUUCUACUGCGCCAGCAGGGACAUCCUGGCCAUCCCGCUGAGGUUACCCAAGGCCAUUACCACGGCAACUAAGAGAGAAGAGCUGGAGGUCAUCUCUGCUAUGGGUGCAGAUUUCUGGACAUCUAAUCUGAACCAGCAGGCAAAGAACAACGAUUUGGAUGAGAACCACAGCAGACCUUACUUGUAUGUAAACCCAAUCACUGUGGAGGAGAGCCCCGACAAAGUCCUGAACCACUCCUCUACCUCUAAACCUGAUAUAAUUCCCAAUCAAAACAUCAGCUCCUCCCUGCAGAAUGGAGAAGCCCCACAGAAAGUCAACCCAGAGGUCAAAGGUCCGGCUAAAAUCACGUCUAACCAGGAAAUUAAAUACAAGCGCCCCCCACCUCGACCUCCUAGCCUGGCCUCAGGGUCUGGGAUGGGCCUCCUCUUCUCCUCUGCCUCCUCGCAUCACACUUCAUCUUCUGUAUCUCCAGCAGCUGAGAGAAAAGAAGAAGGAAGGGGAGGAGUAGGAGAGAGAGAAGAAAGGAAGUCAAUGUCAACAUCACCUCCACCGUCGAGGCCUCCUGUACCCCUGCAGAGCCGAGCCGCUCCCCCUCUGCCUCCUGCUCCUCUCCGUCGCACCUCCUCCAGGAAGAGCACUGACCGAGAUGCAGGAGAAGGGAGGGAGAGAGAGAAGGGACAAAAUCCUGCAAAAAGAGUGGAGGGAGGAGAGAGAGGAGAGGAGAAAACAGUAAGUAAAUCAGGUCUGCUUAGUGAGGGUGUUGAACAGGAGAACAAUAGUCAACAUCCGGAGGAGGAGGUAAAGAAGGACACAGAAAAGAGAGAGAAGGAGGAUGAAAAGCAAGAAAAAGAGAUGGUAACAGAUAAAGAGGAUGAUAAACAAAAAUCCAGCUCACAGUGUCCAUCACUAGUGAAGAAACCGACCCGGCCAGUCCCUCCACCGAGGAGGAAACCAUGUACCCCGGAGACACCUGUGUGCCCCAACCAGGCCGGAGGAGGAUCAACCAAUCAGAGUGUUGGUGCUGGUGCUGGGAUGAGAGUGCCCCCUCCCUCCCCAGCACGACGGCCGGAUGUGUCACUGUACUCGCCACAGGGGGGCGCUGUGCUGGGAACCGACCCCGACUCCUGUUCCACCAGCAGCACAGAGGAGGAAGGAGAGGGAAACCAGGAACAGGAGCAAAACCACAAUCGCCCUGCAGGGAGCCGCAGCCCCAAGGUAUCAGUAAGGAGAACCCCCACCACUGUUAUGUUGGACCGAGCCCGCUAUCGCCUGUCCACCGUCCUCACUGGCCUCAUCAGCCAUGACCGCCGCCUCACACAGCGUAUCGUAGAGCUGGCCAGGGACCCUCUGAGCUACUUUGGUAACCUGGUAAAGGAACACCGUACGUUCACCUUGGAGACCAUGUCAAACCACUCUUCCUCCACUGAGCUGUUACAGGAAAUCAGACAGAUGGUGACUCAACUGAAGAGUUACCUCCUACAGAGUACAGAGCUGCAAGCCAUGCUGGAGCCACAACAUCAGUAUGCACAAGACAAACUGGAGGGCAUAGCAGAAGCUGCUCUGUGUAAGAGUGUACUAAAGCCACUGAGGGGGCCAAUUUACCAAAGUCUAGAGGAACUGCACACCAACAACAGCAGUCUGAAACAACUGGCACAGAACCAGUCUGUUGUCCUAGGCAGCACCACCACUGCAUUAGGAAUAACCACUGCCGUCCCUGAGGCCCCUGCUAUGGAGAAGAUCAGCAUCAAACUGAACAAACUCCAUCUGGAGUAUUCUCCCCAGAAAAAGAUCGAGCUGCUGCUGAAGGCCUGCAAGAUUAUCUACGACUCCAUGUCUGUCAGCAGUCCAGGGCGGGCCCAUGGUGCUGAUGACUUCCUGCCUGUAAUGAUGUAUGUCCUGGCUAGAUCCAAUCUGUCCAACCUGCAGAUGGAUGUUGAAUACAUGAUGGAGUUGAUGGACCCAUCAUUAGCACUCGGGGAAGGUUCUUAUUAUCUGACCACCACCUACGGGGCUCUGGAGCACAUUAAGACUUUUGACCAGCAGAGGUCAGCAACGCGGCAGCUCAGCAGAGAGGUUCAGGACUCCAUCCAUCGCUGGGAGAGAAGACGCACACUGAACCAGGAGCGCAUGGCCCAAGGAUCUGUUAGGGACUUUCUGACAGUGUGUUGUCCUGAGAUUGGAACCAACCCAAAAACUCUGGGCGUCCUCCCAACCACGACUAUUGAGCAGCUAGCUGAACAGUGUGCUGCACGCUUUGAAGAAGACUCCUACAUCCUCAGUGUGUAUACAGAUGGUGUUCACCGGCCCCUGGCCCCAACAGAGCUGGCUGUCAGUGUUAAGAACAGCUGUCAACCUGGAUCCUACUGCUUUGUCUAUCACCCCAUCGACCAACCCAACAACAACCAGCCCAGUCGCAGCUGUCCUACUGACCCGCCUCCAGCUCCACCUGCAGAGAGCCUCCUCCCAGCUGUCGAUACUGUAGAGCUGGAGGCAGAAGAGGAGAGUUUGAUUACCUUGUAACAGCUCCAGCAUCACAGUGGUAGCUACUGUAUCACUAUGGUAACUCCAUCAAUGUGGUGACUGCAUCAACAAUGUACUGAUUCAAAAGAAGAAGGAAAAAAAAGUAAGGAAUGUUUAAAUCUCAGGUCUCACUUCAAAUAUUGAUCUAAUUGAAACAGAUUCAUGCAGAAUAUCACAAAAUGUUGAAAGUGAUGAAACAUGUGUAGUAUCUUUUGAAUGAGAUUUAUAUGAGUUUGUGUUUCUGGCUGGUCUGACGUCACAGAAGAGAGCAGUGACCAACGAAAAUGAGAAAACAAAGAGAUAAAAGACAGAUUUGUAAAGGGGUCUGGAACCCCGGGGACUGCAGGAGUUUUUUUUAUGGUUUUAUAAAAUGUAAUUCUAACAUGCACAUAUAUGAUCAUGUUAAUACUGUUUAUACUCUAUGAUACUUUAUGUUACUUUCUCUGGUGCUCAAGACAUCUGCUUCAAACAGGGGUAGACUGUAUGUUAGUCAUUACUUAAGAGGAUGAAUCUGUAAUUUCUUUAUUCACAGUAUUUAGAUCAACUUUACUUUGUGAAAAAACAGCUGCUCAAGCACAUGUUUAAAGGGGUGGAAAGUCCUUUGCAGCAUUUUUUUAUUCAAAGCACAAGUAUAGUAGCCAUAUGGACCUAAAUGUUCAUUUUCAUUACAACAAUCUCCACAUUUGUCUUCUGUAUACUGAUUGUAUUGUAAAUAAACUGGCUUUUACAGUUUGCCAA